CUCCAGCCUUUGAAACCUCUACCAGCAACACUGCGCCUGCGCACCACAAAGCCUCUCCUGACUGACGCUGCACUCUAACACACAAGACAGACUGGAGAAUGUCGGCGGCGUACAGAGAGAGACCCAACACAUCGAAUGCAGAGAUAAGUGAAAUAAAGCAACUUUAAAUCAACCUUCUGUGUGUAUUUGUGUUUGUCAUGUAAGCGACAUGAAUGUGUAUGCGAUGUGUAACGUAGCUGCUUUGAAUACGAGCUUCUAUCCGAGUGUGUGUGUGUUCAGGGAACGUGAAAUGUUGAAGGUGUGUGUAGAUGAGUGCUGCCGCUACCGGCGGCGACAGGACAAAGUUACAAUAUUAACGAAAAGCAGAUUUGUAAGUAAGGCGGCAACAGGGCAAAGUUACAAUAUUAACGAAAAGCAGAUUUGUAAAUGUUGUGGCGGUAAAUACGUUGGUGCUCAACUGAUCUUCUGAAUCAAAAGUUUCUGACAAAACCUCCGUCUUCUGGUUCUGCUGAUGAUCUAAUCUGAAGUUUCAACUAUUAACGCUACACACGCUACUGUCUGUAUAUGCGGCGGUUAGUGUUCGGGUGAUAACUAAGCUGGUGUUCAACUGAUCUUCUGAAAAAAAAUAAACCACCAAAAAAAUUGAUGCAAAAUCUCCGUCUUCCGAAAAAAAAAAUUGACAAAUCUCUGUCUUCCGAAAAAAAAAAUUGACAAAUCUCUGUCUUCCGAAAAAAAAAAAAAAAAAAACCCAAAACCUCUGUCUUCUGGUUCUUCCCUGAAGUUUCAACUAUUAACGCUACACACGCUACUGUCUGUAUACGCGGUGGUUGUGACUCAGGCAGGCCUCAGUUGAUAUUCUGAAAGGAAAUUGUGCAAGUUAAAUACCCUUCUCUUGACAUGGGCAACACGUUGAAUAUUACAGAGCCUCAAAUAGGCAUCUACAUUGCACAACGACCUGUGUACCAGCAUGUUGAAAAUUCUCACGUGAUCAAUAUGGUAGAAAAUUGUACCAACUCUGAUGAAGAAGGAGGCUUCAAAUGGUUCCUGGAUAAGAUAAAAAUGAUAAUUACCUAUGGAAAAUUGCUCAAGGACUUCUACGAAUUGUGCAGCUUCAUACUUGGCCUGUUAGCCUAAAAACAAGAACCACAGGACAAAAAAGGAAAGAGGAGAGGAUGACAUCACAGAGAUCAUGGACCAAUGCAGCCAUCUUUCAGUUCUUCAACUUUCUAUGGACGAGACAGACUCCCAAGCUGAGCCCAAAGCCCGACAUGACGGCCUCCCAGACUCUGGGUGGAGGACAUCACAGAGAUCUGGUAUUGACGGAUCAUCAUCCCGCUCUCCGACUUACGACGGAGCCCACCCCCACCCGCCUCUCAGACUCCAACCGGAGGCCGGAGCCGACGAGACGGCCUCCCAAGUGGACCCGGGACCCCGACAGGUCGGCCUGGCAAACUUUGGGAGGGGGACGUCACAGAGAUCUGGUAUUGACGGGGUCAUCAUCCCGCUCUUCGACUUACGACGGAGCCCACCCCCACCCGCCUCUCAGACUCCAACCGGAGGCCGGAGCCGGCGAGACGGCCUCCCAAGUGGACCCGGGACCCCGACAGGCCGGCCUGGCAAACUUUGGGAGGGGGACGUCACAGAGAUCUGGUAUUGACGGAUCAUCAUCCCGCUCUCCGACUUACGACGGAGCCCACCCCCACCCGCCUCUCAGACUCCAACCGGAGGCCGGAGCCGACGAGACGGCCUCCCAAGUGGACCCGGGACCCCGACAGGUCGGCCUGGCAAACUUUGGGAGGGGGACGUCACAGAGAUCUGGUAUUGACGGGGUCAUCAUCCCGCUCUCCGACUUACGACGGAGCCCACCCCCACCCGCCUCUCAGACUCCAACCGGAGGCCGGAGCCGACGAGACGGCCUCCCAAGUGGACCCGGGACCCCGACAGGUCGGCCUGGCAAACUUUGGGAGGGGGACGUCACAGAGAUCUGGUAUUGACGGGGUCAUCAUCCCGCUCUCCGACUUACGACGGAGCCCACCCCCACCCGCCUCUCAGACUCCAACCGGAGGCCGGAGCCGACGAGACGGCCUCCCAAGUGGACCCGGGACCCCGACAGGUCGGCCUGGCAAGCUUUGGGAGGGGGACGUCACAGAGAUCUGGUAUUGACGGGGUCAUCAUCCCGCUCUUCGACUUACGACGGAGCCCACCCCCACCCGCCUCUCAGACUCCAACCGGAGGCCGGAGCCGACGAGACGGCCUCCCAAGUGGACCCGGGACCCCGACAGGUCGGCCUGGCAAGCUUUGGGAGGGGGACGUCACAGAGAUCUGGUAUUGACGGGGUCAUCAUCCCGCUCUUCGACUUACGACGGAGCCCACCCCCACCCGCCUCUCAGACUCCAACCGGAGGCCGGAGCCGACGAGACGGCCUCCCAAGUCGACCCGGGACCCCGACAGGUCGGCCUGGCAAACUUUGGGAGGGGGACGUCACAGAGAUCCCAGACUAAUGGAAUCACCUUCUGGUUCUUCAGUGUACUAUAAACUUUCUUGUGUAAUUUCAUGAUCUCAAUAAAUCAUUAUUCAUAUGAAGCCAUGUGCAAUUUUUUUCUGCCAGUCUGUAUCUUUUCUAAACCAUGUUGUCCUAAACAGCAAAACUUCAAAUAAUGACGUAAACAUGUCUCUGGUCUCCAUGGUGGGAGUUGUGGUUAAUAUCUUUUCAGUUAACGUUUACAUACGUCUUAAUAUAGCAGCUUAAUGAUAUUCACGUUUUAUGUUAACUAACAAACAAACAUACAAACAAAAAAUUUAUUUAUGCUUAUAAAACAAAGAUUUUUUUAACCAUACUCACACCCACAAAAUACAACACUAAGUGUAAUCUGAAGCGGAAGUAACCAGAAGCUGGAAGUAUAUUAUAGAACAAUAUGGAAAGUGUUUAAAUGCUUAUUUUCUAAAGGUACAGUGUGAAUCCCACAAGUAAAUAAGAGAAACAUAAAAACAAUACUUUGGAGUAUGAUUCUAGGAACCGGCAUAGAUUACAAAUACAUAUGACUGGUUUCUGAAUUUUUGUACACCCCCUAGUGAGUAUGUAUAUUUGUUUGAUAACAGGUCUAUUCACUGUGUAAGCAGGCAGGGCGUUGCUUGUCUUUCCUAUUAAAGUUAAAAUGUCUAAAACAGACGUAAAGAGCGGCCGUUCCCGUGGCGCAUCUGGUUUAUCCCCAGUAAGGUUUUUGCCCGGACGAUCGGGGUUCGAAUCCCCACCUGUGUGAAGGUUGGACUCCAGCCUUUGAAACCUCUACCAGGUAAGCGACGAAAAGAAUUAUACUGUGACAGAAAUGUUUGCCAAAAUUCACAGCUCCAGCUUCUACUAAUAAAAAAAGCGUCCAUGUUCUCGUCUCCCCUAUGAACACCCUGAAUGGUAUCGUCUGACUUCUAGCAACACUGCGCCUGCGCACCACAAAGCCUCUCCUGACUGACGCUGCACUCUAACACACAAGACAGACUGGAGAAUGUCGGCGGCGUACAGAGAGAGACCCAACACAUCGAAUGCAGAGAUAAGUGAAAUAAAGCAACUUUAAAUCAA
Molecule: messenger RNA, 3574 nt
Organism: Tachysurus fulvidraco (yellow catfish)
Lineage: Eukaryota; Metazoa; Chordata; Actinopteri; Siluriformes; Bagridae
Exons: 2
Coding region: 1173-1994 (273 amino acids)
Source: RefSeq, a predicted model, not a curated record